AUGUCACAAAUUAGAAAAGCUAACCCAAUGAACAGUUUUGCUUGUACGCCAGAACAAGUAACAUCAUGUUUUGAAGGCGGAUCCUAUAACCUAUGUAUGGUUAGUGUACCAUUUUCAAAAGGAACAGCUGAACUUGGAGGACAAUCUUUUCCAAUUACAUUCAAGCCAUCAUCAGUGUAUUGUCAUUUAAUUGGUGAGAAACAAAUUACAACUCCAACUACAAUAGAUACUGAAAAGUUCUUUGGAUUUGGCCCAACUGAUACCCCAGCCUCUGAAUCACAAAGAAAAACCGUCAGUGCAAACAUACAACUCACCUAUAAUGAUUUCCCAAUACAAAACGAUUUUAAUUAUGGAUAUUCCAUUCCAAACUCUACCUCGAACCCUUUUACCACUGAGUCUGUUAAUCCCGAUUACUAUGGGAUCUUUCAACAAAAAAUUCAGUACAUGUAUAGAUUCAGUGAAGCAGAGAAUGAUUUUGCCACGGUUAGAGCAGAACUAGAAAAACUUGGCAUGGUAGAAGGUAAAAGUUACAGCACUUACACUGAUACCAAAAAUGUAACCUACAUGUUUUAUCUUGUAGAGGUUCACAAGAACGCAGUAAUGCUCAUCCCAGCUUCAAAAGCUUGGAAUGCUGGAAUAACUUUUGAUUUUGUUCAAAAUAGUUUCUGUGGUAGUAAUAAAAGUCGCCAAAAGGUUGUUUUACGUUUAGCUGAUUGUGAUCCAAAAUAA
Molecule: messenger RNA, 729 nt
Organism: Cavenderia fasciculata
Lineage: Eukaryota; Evosea; Eumycetozoa; Acytosteliales; Cavenderiaceae
Exons: 2
Coding region: 1-729 (242 amino acids)
Source: RefSeq, a predicted model, not a curated record